UCUGAUUUAAUAAGGAAUACUUUUUAUUUGAAAAUUCACUUAAAAAGCCCUUAAGUGAUUACGACGAAAUGAUGAGUUUGUGCAUUGUUAAAAGGAUUAUGAAUAGAGUAAAGAGUUUAAAACAUACUUUAUUAAACUUUUAUCCAACUACUUUAUGGAAUUAUAGAUUACUGACAACCUGUCCACCAGGAAUGCAACCUGAUAGAUAUCUCCUACUAUGUUCGUCUUGCCUUCCGGGAACUUACAAAUCCUUUAAUGGUCUUUAUACUUGUAUACCUUGCCCUAAAGGUUUUCAGCAACACCAAUCAGGCUCUAAGACGUGUCGCCUCUGCCCUAAAAAUUCUUCCUGCUAUCAGAAAGAAUCUGUUCUAUCAAGUCGUGCCCUCUUGGAUGCUUUUGAAUUGGGUCAUAUUAGAGGAAUCAAUACGAUAACAAUAAAAAAGAGGCAAUCUAUAACGUACGAUACCGAAGAGGACGGGACUCGAUAUAUUCCUAGUGAUAGAUCUUCGAAAUUGGGAGAAGAAUCAACUGCAAAUGUAUUUAAGUCUUUAAUCUGGAUCUAUAGAACAACGAAAUCUUGUCCAAAAGAUUAUCUUAAAUAUAGUCAAAAGAUAAUUAAUUUAUUCAUAGAAAAAUGCAAAGAUUUUUACGGACUAAGGGAAAUUAAUGAGAAGAAAAUUCAUGUAGAUUCGAGCUGUCUGCAAUCGAACAGCACUUAUGUGCUAAUAAAUGUAAGAUUAGCACGACUCUCAAAAAGGGUCGAAAGGUCAUGUAACGUCACUAACGAAGAUGAAUGCGUGAUAAAGCUAGAAUUAAACCAUUUAGAUGACGUAUACAGACGUUGUUUGCGGCCAGUUUUCGAAACUUUUUUCGCUAAUUUAACGUCGUUGAAAUUCUUUAAAGGAAUUGAUAGAACUCAAGUUGAAUGCCAACCAGGACGUCAAUACAAUUCUUCGAAGUUCAAAUGCGAAGAAUGUCCGAAAGGAACUUAUAAAGGAGAAGAGGAUGAAGUAUGUCUUCAUUGCCCGUUUGGAAAAUACCAGAAUAAAGUUGGACAAACGGAAUGUUUGGAAUGUAAUUCAAAAAGGACGAAAAACUCAAAAAGAGGUUCAAAGAGUAAAAUUGAUUGUGAAGAUAUUGCAAUAAAUCAAAGUAACAAAACUCAAAUUGAUAAUGAUAAAUCUGAUCUAGAAACCGAUACUGAUCACAUACAAGACAAUUGGAAGAUUACUGAUAGAUCUAGAACCGGUGAAAAAGUUGAUAAUAAAUUUUUAUGGAAUAUCAUAGCAGGAUGUGUAAUGUCGGCGAUAUUUUUCUUGUACUUUUUAUGUAGUAGCUAUUUACAAAGAACCAAGGUAGAAGAUAUUAAUUUGGAAAGAGAAGCUAUUCUUCAAAAAAUUACAACUGAUAGAAAUAUACGAAUAAGGGAGAAUAAUGCUGGUUUACGACCGAAUACUACAAUGGGUCUGAUAGAAGGAGCUCCUUGAAUUUAUUAAUAAUUUCUUUAUAAAAACUUGUUAAACUUAAGUGAUAAUUAAUUAAUUUUAUACCAAAAGACUUAACAAC
Dimorphilus gyrociliatus is the source of this 1566-nucleotide messenger RNA. The record is from the annotation of a GenBank genome assembly. NCBI's taxonomy places the organism in Eukaryota, Metazoa, Annelida, Polychaeta, Dinophilidae.